AGGAGACGGAGAAAAGGGGGAAGUCCCGUAGAAGGCCCAGAUUCAAAAUAGAAAGGGGUCGUAGUGAGGUUUACUACCAAGGAAACGGUAUUGUGUUUAACUUGUAUAUCAUGACCAGUGAAGGAGGCGACACUGACCAUGACUAUACCAUGGUUGUCCCUAACAGCUCAAGCUCAAGACCACAAUGCUCACUCUGAACCCAGCACAGACACUGACCUCUUCAACCGAUUCUCUGUUGUCUUUCUCUAUGCCAACAACACAGAGAUCAUAGAUGUUAAUGAAUCUUUGCAUAAUGUACAUAGAGACCAAUCAGAUUCUUUGAGAGUUAGAUCAUCGGCCAAUCAGAGUGCUAAAACAAUCAUAGCACAACCAGCUGUAGAAGCUGGAAACAUUACAGAAGACAACUUCAAUCCUCAUGAUCUUGUUCAGCAUAAUUUGGAACUAAGUGAAGAAUUAAAUUGUUUUGGAGGACCUCCAAGAAGGGAUGUCCUAUUUGAAUUAUUUGUUGCAUUCGUAUUGUGCUUGUGUCAUUUUUGUUCUUUGAACAAAUAAUGUAAACAGCUGUAACAAACAAUGCUCUUGUGUAAAUGCUGUGUUAAAGAAUUGUAAGUUUAUCAUACUCCUUGUGGAAAUGUGCAAUAUUGUCAUCUGUCAUAAAACAGCUUCAAAUCUUGGCUGCAGUUUUCUUACAAGCCAAUAUAAUACAAAAUUUAUGGAAUGCAUUUUAAAGUGAUACCACAAUUAGUUCUAUCUUAUUUGAUUCCUCAGAAAAUUUGAAGUUAGAAGAAGUGAUUUCAUGGUUUCAAUACUUAUUUUCACAAAGACACUAAUUACCCUCCAAUGUGCACUGGUGUGAAGAUGUUGAAUGACACACCACUGUCAGAUUCAUUGGGAGGAUAUUUUGAACGCAAGUUAGAUUAUCCACAAUCUGAUAAUACAUGUUUUAUGAACUUUGAAUUUUUGCGAUUAGAUAGCUUUCAGAAUUGGCCAAGGGACAACCAAGUAUUUGCUAUUAGAUUUGCUGCAGCAGGUCUUUACCAUGUAGGGAGUGGACAGACUGUCAAAUGCUUUCAGUGUGACUUUGUCAAGGAGCAUUGGCAAAAAGGAGAGAUACCUUUUGAUGAACAUAAAAAAUUUAAUCCUAGAUGUCCGUUUCUCGAUGGUAGCUGUACUACUAAUAUUCCAAUACCCAUUUUUAAUAGAGCCUUGCCUGACAGAUUUGAUAAAAUAAGACAUUUGUUGGACUCAUCACAACCAGUAGCGAGAACUGGUUCUUCAACCAGUUUACCUGAGGGGUCUCGCUCACCAUUAUCCCCUAACGGAGGAGACUUCAACCGUUCCAGGUCACUAGAGCCUCCAAAUGAUUCUACAAGGGUCCGUAAAAGCCCUUCCAUCAGUCAUUCACCCGAAAGGUUUCCUCAGAGAAUACCAAGUUCACCAGAGAUUCGAGCUAAUAUGACUGAUAGUGAACAAGGGGCUGCCAGUCAGAUCCCAAGCUCUAGUACGUCUUUUGCAAAUCGUAGAAAGUUAGAUCAGAGAAGCCAGUCUGUUGAAAGUUCAUUUGCAGGACCAAAAACAGAAGCAGCUUCUGCAACAUUAGGACAUCCAGAAAGACCAAGAGACACUACAGAUUUGAGGAGGAUGUCUAAUCCUGGAACAAGGGGAUCCCCUGGAUCAGGAAGGAAUUCUCAUCCAGAAUCAUCUGGUUCAGCGAGGGUUUCUAAUUCUAGAUCAUCUGGUUUGGAGCGAGUGUCUAAUCCAGGAAUAGCAGGCCCAUCUCAACCUGAUACUUCAGUGUCUCAAAGGGCAGUGCUGGAGAGGGACCCAGGUGUCCUGCGUUUUGAAAGAAACAGACUAGAGACAUAUCGAACAUGGCCUUCGAGUUCUCCUGUGACCACUCGGGACCUUGCAAGGUCUGGCUUUUACUAUGUCGGCUCAGAAGAUCGUGUUCAGUGCAUAUAUUGUCGUGGUAUUCUAAAAGGUUGGGAUCCAGGUGAUGUUGUUCAUAUUGAACAUAGAAACAAAUUUCCACGAUGUCCAUUCAUUUUAGGUAUGGAUGUUGGGAAUAUUCCGUACUCCCCUAAUCAGACAUCUCGGGGAGUUAAUAACACUAUCAAUCAGAAUUCAAGGUUCUCCCAGCAGGCCCCAUCACAAAUGGAGGCUCUAGGUAUCAACACAGACAGACCGAAGCAUCCAACCUACGCUAUAGAAGCCUCACGCCUGUCUUCCUUCAGGAAUUGGCCCACUUACAAACACCAGACGCCAGAGUUUCUCUCGAAGGCUGGGUUCUUCUAUGCCAAUUUUGGAGACAAUGUGAAGUGCUUUUACUGUGAUGGUGGCCUAAAAAAUUGGGAACCAGGAGACAACCCAUGGGAAGAACAUGCCCGAUGGUUCCCAAAAUGUCCAUUUGUCCGUAGUGUUAAGGGCGAGGCAUACAUCCAGUCAGUACAGGACAGGUUUAAUAGUGGCACACAACAGAGCAUUGUUAACAGAGGAAGAAAAAGACGUGCAGGUCAGCGCUUCCCUAUCGAGGAAAGAGAGAUUAAGGCACGGAUGGAGCUACCAAUGGUCCGAGCUGUGCUGGACACUGGAAUGAACCGUAAUGUGGUUAUGCAAGCCAUCAGAAACAGGAUGGAGGAUAUUGGUGAUGACUUCCCUAACGCUGAGGCACUGAUGAAUGCUGCCUUGGAAAUCAAUGACGAUCCUGACCAGUUCACUGCUGUCACAUCGAGGCGUUCAGGCUCAAGCUCACCCUGUAAUGAAUCAGUGGAGACACCAACUGAGGCAGCUUCUAAAGAUCCAAGCAGCUCAAAGGAUGAAAGUAUAAGCUCAGAAAAGUCAGAAGAUCCAGAUCUGUCGGAAGAGAUUCGGACACUAAAAGACCAGAAGACAUGCAAGAUCUGUCUGGAUGAGGAGGUGGGGAUGGUGUUUCUGCCUUGUGGUCACCUCUGUGCCUGUGUCACAUGUGCUCCAGCAGUACAGCAUUGUCCUAUCUGUCGUUGUGAUAUUAGAGGUACCGUGAGAACCUACAUGUCGUGAGCUCAUCAACCAUGUCCGGCAUGAUACAUCUUUACAGAAGAAUGUCAUAUCUGUAGCUGUGACAUCGGGCUACUAUUGAACCUUUGUAUUGUGAGCUAGCUGCACAGCCAUGUUUGGUACGAUAAAUCUCUACAGGAAAGAGUCCUUUUCAUCUUCGACAUCAAAGGUAUCUGGACCUACAUGUUAUGAGCUUGUAAACCAUUUCUGGCAGGAUACGUCUUUACAAAACAGUGUUGUAUCAGUCGUUUUGCCAUCAUUGGUACUAUGAGCUGGUCAACCAUGGCUUUGAUAUAACUACAGAGAAUGGUCCAACCUGUUACUGUGCCACCAGCAGAACUGCACAAUCGGAAGCUAUAUCGUGAUGUCUGUUCCAAUACAUACUCCCUGAAAAGUGUUCAACCCUGUUGAUAUUGAUGUAUCCUCUGACAUUCUCUUCGAAAUCCACAUCUAUGAGGUGGUUAUGUUAAAGAUACCCAGUCACCAGUGACAUAACAUUAGAGCAUACUUAAAAGUCAUAAUCAGUGUUUAUCCAGUAUAUGUCAUGGUUCUCUGCAGUCGCACAGCUGUUCAAACCUGUCACUGUGAUAUCAGGGGUACUGUUACAACAUACAUUAGACCCUUGUGAUGCUGAGUCAUUGAAAUCAUGAUAUUAGACUAUAAAAUGACUUCAACAUGAAGUAAUAAAAGUGAAAUACUUAUGAUUGCAAGAACAUAUAACUAUCGGUCAUCUACAUGUGUUCUUGUUGGAAUGCACCAACUGUCACUAUAGUAACUAGUGUUUUCUCCAGCGUUUUGCUUGAUGCUAAGCUCUGGAGAAAAUGACUGGUAACAGAAUCAAUCAUCCUUGUGUGGGGUAGACUUAAAAAUGAUAACAAGAGUGUUUCUGUAAAGUAUUAUUUUUAUUAAAUAAUUACUUUCUAAAGCUCAUCCUUUCCUUUUUGUUAAGAUUAUUCGCUCUAUCUCAUACAGAGACGAUUGAUUCUUCUUAUUACCAUUUUGACAAAUCCUCAGUGAAAUACAUUAUUCUCAUUGCACAUUCGCCUUAUGAGUGUGACAAUUGACCACGUCAUUAUUUUAUAGUGUAUGCAGCUGUGUGGACCUUAUUGUUAGAUGAAAUGUUUAGCAAUAUCUAAAAUCUAGACGUCCUAGGCAAAAUAGCAGAUUUGUCAAAAGGAAAGUUUCUCAUUCAAAAUCUACAUACUGUAUUAUUUUGUUAAAAUUCAAAACAAAUAUGCCAGCCCCCUGGAAAGGAACUCAAUGUUGCAUAUACUAAGGGUGUGGCCUCACUCAAACCCCAGCCCAUCUCUAGGCUAUUCCUUAGGGGUGGAACUAAAUAAGGAAAAUAAAGUUAAAUGAUUUCGAUUUCAAUGUGUAUAAAUUAUCAAUGGAACUGAAUGUGUAUAACAGGCAAAUCCCCCACCGGCACCCCACCCCUAUGAACAGGUAAGUGGGACCAACAAGGGAUAGAGACAAUUGAUGAAAGGUCACUUACUUGAUAAAGAGGUCCCAAUGUGUCAAGAGGACUCUCUUACAGGGUAAGAACAUGUUUAAAAUAUGGCCAAACUGUACAUUGGGUAGGGUAAAGACUCUUUACUAAAUAGACAAUUCUCCCCUUAUUUUCCACUCAUAUAUAUAAAGGAGACACUGUAGUCUAGUGGUAGGACGUGGGGAUCAAGACCAAAGGGUGGCGGGUUCAAGUCAUGGCACAGCAAUGUGUUGUUUUUUUGAGCAAGAUACUUUACUCUGCUUGUUCCAGUCUACUCAGCUGUAAAUGAGUACGUAUAGUUGGGCAGUGCUAGAAUUGUAGAAUGCUAGCUGUGAGAGCCGAAAUGGCAGCACUGGCUGUAUGCUCCGCAGGCAGUUGAGAAUGAUAUUGGCUAGGUGCAAAGGCCCUAUAAACACUGAUAAUAAUUUGUUGAUUCAACUUUAAUUUAAAAAAUGAAAAAUAAAAUAAAAUGUUAAGACAGCUAUGAUGUAUGUAAAAUGUAUUUAAGUUAGGAGAGGGCUUAAUUAAGUUGUACGAAUUUGUGCCCAAUCCUUUUUGUCAUUUUCAAGGCAAUAAAAAUAUGUUUAAACAAAAUAAUUUGUGAACCGCUUUGAGACGACCUACUACAUGUAACUAGGUUGUGAUAAAGCGGUAUAUUAUAUAAGACUAGCUGCAUUAUCAUUAGGCAGAGCUAUAGUUGGCCAAUGCAUGUUUUGCUUAUUUUGAAGUGCUUGCUUAAAACAAACAUGUUAGCUUCAUCAUCAUCAUCAUCAUCAUCAUUAUCAUCCAUUUCUCUAUGAUCGUUUGUAGUAUCAAUCUUACUAUGAUAUUGUUACAGCAGUGUUUUACUUGACCUUCUAUUUCUUAAAAGGACUUACAUCACAACUAGGUUGUAUUUUACUUGUGCUUAUAGUAAUUAUUGUCACUGAAGAAGUAGUGCUUGUAAAUUCUUGCGUUGUAGAAGAAAAUCUAGAUCUCACUCAUAUAAUCAUGGGAAAAACUUACACCUGUAUUUGUACAUCAUGGUAUGACUGUUAACACUUCUAUGCUUGAUUUUUUGUUAAAAUGGAAUCACAAAUAAAGAUUUGGGUUCAUUAUCAUGUUUAAUCUACUUAAUAGAUAAUGGAUCAAGGUCUACAUAGAUGUCGCAGUACAUUUUCAUUUUAAACUCAACCUGACAAAGCAUACUGACGUACUUUUUCAUCCAAUAAAAAUUGUUAUCAUAUAUAUAGGUGUUGUAAAACAAACUCACAGCUGUUCACUACACAUGUUGAAGUAUGUGUACAAUGUAGACAAUGCAGAGAACCAGUUACAUUUCUAAAUAAAAAAAAAAAUUGUGGGGGGGGGGAACGGUUAACAUAACAUGUACACAGUUACUUAAUGCUUGUGCAGGGAGUAGUUUGAAAUAUAUCCUUCCAGUUGUUUAGACCAAUCAAAGUGGCUUUGCCUUUUGGCUAUAAUUCCUGUGGUUGGUCCAAGCACAAAGAGGAAAAUAUUUCAAACAUUGCCUGCCCAAGCACGAAAUAAGUGUUUACUAUCCAGUUUGUGACAAUUUUAUGUCAAGACAUGAAACUUCACAUGUCGAGUCAGUAGUCUUAAAAUUCUACAGUAUUAAUGAAAUCAUAUAUUCUAAUGUUCAGGAGAUGUUAACCUGUUUUUCUUCUCGGUUCAACGACACGAUAACUUACAAGUUUUCCAAUGUAAAUAACAGUUACAAUGUAGUUUAUUUAUUUGCUGCUUUGACACCUUGAAAAUGCUUGGAAACCUAUGACAAUCCCAAUCUAUGACCCAGACAGAGCCUCAUAUGAUAUUUCUUGGAGUAAGCAGUGUGCCUGCUUGACCAGGUAGAUAUUGUAUGAAAGAUUGCCCAGCUGUACUGAAACAAUUUAAAAAAAUAUGGUAUCUCUUUUUUGAGAUACAUGUAUAUCUUAUAAACAAUAUUGAUAAUUCAUUUAAUCCUUAUUAUAUGAGACACAAAGAUAUCUUUAAUUAUUUUUGUGAUAUCUCUCUUUCAUGUAAUCAUUUUUAAUUCAUUUAGAGAUAUUUUAUUUCAUUUAAAGAUGUCUAAUAUUUUUGCGACCUCCCUUUAGGUAUUAAAUGUAAACUUUGUAUACCGUACUGCACCACAUGUGUGUAUGUAGAUAUAUUUGCUUGUUUGCAUUAUGUUAGGCUACACAUGACUUAAUCUGUCGGACUUGAGUAUAGACAUAAGUUACUUAAUCUGUCGGACUUGAGUAUAGACAUAAGUUAUGAAAAUGUCGCUGGGUUUAUGUCCUAUUGCUGUAAAGUGUUGCUUAUUUAGUGAGUGAAUUUUGUUAAGCAUUGAUAAUAUUCUCUGAUUGUAUUAUUGGUAAUGUCUAAGGCUUUAUCAAAUGUCAAAGAUAAAUACUACCAUUUUUUAAACAGGCACAUACACCAGUGCUCACGGUGUUUUCUGUUAUUUACAUUGAACAUUUCAGGUAACCAGUCUGAAUUCUUUAGACAUUUGUGUUUUCCAAUAAUAAUCUAGGUCGCUCUUUCUAUGGAAAUAAACUAAUUGAAGUUUAAA
Mizuhopecten yessoensis (Yesso scallop) is the source of this 7073-nucleotide messenger RNA. Its product is annotated as baculoviral IAP repeat-containing protein 3-like. Gene Ontology annotation, cellular component: nucleus; cytoplasm. The transcript is spliced from 8 exons. Bases 841 to 3039 code for a protein of 732 amino acids. Lineage: Eukaryota; Metazoa; Mollusca; Bivalvia; Pectinida; Pectinidae. Gene Ontology annotation, molecular function: ubiquitin protein ligase activity; cysteine-type endopeptidase inhibitor activity involved in apoptotic process. The record is from RefSeq and is a predicted model, not a curated record. Gene Ontology annotation, biological process: negative regulation of apoptotic process; regulation of cell cycle; positive regulation of protein ubiquitination.